AUGACGAAAAAACCCUUGUAUGAAGGAAAUGAUGAAAAAAACUUAAAGUGUGUGGCUGCUGGGAUUCGAGCCCAGCCAGAGUCCUCUUCUGCAGAAUAUCUCAACUAUGGAAUUGGAGCGAGUGAGGUGGAGGUUGACCUUGUGACAGGAAAAACAGAAUUUAUAAGAUCAGAUAUUAUCUAUGACUGUGGUAAAAGCCUUAAUCCUGCUAUUGAUUUAGGACAGAAGAUUGAAGCUGCUGCCGGUGGUGAAGCAGCUUUGUGGCCUUGA
Arabidopsis thaliana (thale cress) is the source of this 270-nucleotide messenger RNA. Its product is annotated as Aldehyde oxidase/xanthine dehydrogenase, molybdopterin binding protein. The record is from RefSeq and is marked reviewed. Lineage: Eukaryota; Viridiplantae; Streptophyta; Magnoliopsida; Brassicales; Brassicaceae. The coding region runs from base 1 to 270 and encodes 89 amino acids. The transcript is spliced from 4 exons.